UACUCAAUUACUUGUGACAAUCACAAAUUUUUAUAAUCGUGUGUCUAUUUUUAUAAAUUUUUGAGUGUUGUGUUGUGAAUUCAGUUAGUUUGAGAGUUAAGGAGAUUUUCUUAAAUGGUUAGAUAACUUUGACUAGGGAGUGGACAAAUUUCAGUAAGCGGUACGGUAAUUUUCCUCAAGCGGCUAAAACCAUAUGGAUAUUUAACGAACCGGUCAUUUUUACAGAUUUUUUCUCUUCACGACUUACUAAUGACUCGCGCGAUAACGAAUAUUAUCGCUGUUUCGACAUUAGUCAAGUCAAUUGUUUAACAAGUUUUAGUACUUCGGUUUUAGUGACUGCGCAUAUCUGUCCUAAUCCACUCACAAUAUGUGACAACUAUAAAAGUAAAAGAUAAGAGAAAAACACUCGAAUAAAGAAAUAAAAAUGGAGGUGUCGAUUUUUCCAGAAUCAUUCGUCAUUGGGAUUUUUUAAAAUAAAUCGCAAGUACUCAGGAAAAUGGAAAAAAGUGAUUUUAUGGGAGUGGAUAAACAUUCAGAAUCAGGAGGUAAUCGUGAAAAUUCUGGAGGCUUUUGACCGGUGGAACUUGACAUUCAAAAAAAUUGUAUUCACGCGAUAUUCAUUACAUAACUCCACAAGGCAGAAUACACUGAAACCUUCGGGGCUGUUCCUAAUAGUUUAGCCUCAACGAGUUCUAAAACGUCCAUAAGCCGUCAUAAAUCAUCGGAUUAAUGCCAUUACAAUGGACCCCAUUAGAUGUAUUCAGUUAAAAAUGAGAGCAACAACAGAAAAAAGUGUUUUUUCGCUAUAUUCGCCUUUUUCAUUCAUUAAGAAUAUCUAACAAAAUAAAUCAUAACUCAUGACUCUAAGCCAUGCAAGUCUUAUGAAAAAUAUUUCAAUAGAAUAAAUUGUACAGAAAAAUCGAGUUCACUCCACGUUUAUCAAAUUUCUUCUUCAAAAUUUUCCCCUUUUGUUGUACACGAACAGAAAUUUCAGAUGAAAAUUUCUGUAACUUAAUGGUGUGGUGUAAUGAUAAUUCAGGAAUUCCUAGAACAAAAUCUGAGUGAAAAUUACACGGAAAAUUCCAAUUUUUCUUCAUAGUUUUAUAAUUUUCUCUGCUACAGACGUCUUCGACUUGCCACUACAUUAUACGACUAUUAACCGUGAGGAAAAAUGAAGAGAAUUUUUUAAACGACAAUGCAAGUCCUGUGCAACACGGUGGGGCUGAUGACUAACUGAUAGAGUGGCUUAUCUGUAUGACGGGUUGAGGUGAACACCAGUGGCUGGCGAUCUGCACAUGCGGCUGCAGUUUUAAGUUUUACUGGGAAAAAAUCAAAUCGCGAUUGCUCAACUCAACUGGUGAAGGAGCUUCAUUUUAAUUUUUUUUUCAUUGCCCGGAGUGUAAAUAUGGAGAAGAAAGGGUUCUGUGUGAUGAUGCUGUUGGCGUUUUUGCCAAAUGGAGUUUUAUCCUUGUUUCUACGUGAAUUAAUUUUUCCGCGAAUACCAACAUUGAAUAGAGUUCGGGCAAUCACUGAGGCGCGAUCCAUCGAGCGAGACUAUGCAGUACUAGACUUUAUUGGACUCGUUGAGAAACAUGGGUAUCCCGCACAGGAGCACAAGGUUGUCAGCAAAGAUGGAUACAAAUUGGUAAUCCACAGGAUCCCAGGCAGCCCGAUGUCUCCUCCACGAAGUGGAAAGCCUGUUGUCCUCCUCCAACACGGGAUAUUCGGGUCCUCCGACCACUGGGUCCUCAUGGGGCCGCAGAAAGACCUCGCAUUCAUGCUAGCUGAUGGGGGGUAUGACGUGUGGAUGAGCAAUGUCAGGGGCAACACCUAUAGCAGAGAACAUGAGGAGUUGUGCCCAGCUGAUCAGCAGUUUUGGCAGUUCAGUUACCACGAAAUGGCGGUUUAUGAUCUACCAGCUGUGAUAGAUUACGCACUGGAGGUAUCCAGAGAGAAGGCGUUGCACUACGUCGGGCAUUCCAUGGGUACAACCAUGACCUUUGUACUUCUUUCUAUGGUACCUGAGUACAACGAUAAAAUCAAACUUGCUGUGGCUCUAGCACCCAUUGCCCUGUGGAAGGUUCAGCCCACCAUACCCAUGACUGUACUCAUGGAGCAGAAUUUCAAUUUUUUCAAGGGGCUUUUGGACAGGAAUAAUAUCGGUGAAUUGUUUCCGCAAACCACUACUAAUGCCAAGUUGGCCAGAGCAAUCUGCAGCGAUGGAACGAUUACUCAAUCGGCUUGCCUGACGCUAAUGUCCGCACUUUCCGGGCACGAUCCGUAUCAAAUUAACUCUACGAUUUUGCCGUACAUGUUCUCAUACUUCCCAGCCGGUGGAUCAGCUCAGACAUUAUACCACUACGCUCAGAAUAUAAGAACAGGUGUUUUCCAGCAAUACGAUUACGGUUACAUCCAAAAUUUCAAGCUGUACAGCCGAAAGCGACCGCCAGUCUACGACGUGAAGAAAAUAACAGCUCCAUUCGCGUUGAUCUAUGGCCCAAACGAUCCAUUGAGCCGGGAAGCGAAUAUCAACGAGCUCGCGAGGAGACUGCAGAACGUAGUGACAGUGGAAAAGGUGCCCUACAAGUAUUUCAAUCAUCUCGACUUUAUAUGGGCACAAGACGCCAGCAAACUCCUGUACGAUAGGAUAAUGGAGUUACUUAAGAGGUUCUGAGGGGUCCGCCGACUGAUAUUUAAAUAUUCAAGUGUAAAUAAAUUCUGUACGUUAUUAUUCGUGACUAUUCACUGGCGUGUUUGUUCAUCUCUGAGGCAAUCAGCAGAUAAAAAUUUAUUCAUAAGAUUGUUCAUGAUUAUAAUGCAGUUGAAAACAGAAAAAGAGGAAGGUCUCACUCAUUCGAUUCAUGUUGACACUUCAACGAAUAUCGACGAGCUAAAUUAAAUAGACGAAAUCAAUUAAUUAUUCGCAAAUGAAUAAUUAUUACAUUAAAAUUAUAUAUAACUGAUUAUGGCUGAAGACCCUCGGGUGAUCCAGUGGGAGAUCCACUUGCAUCUUGUAACGAAUCACGUUGAAAUAUAAAAUAUAGUUGCCAUAAAAGACCUAGUCGGCCGUAAAUGAAUGCAAGAAUACAAAUAAAAAAUAAAAAUUACGUUGAAUAUUAUACUGACUGGAUUCCUUCAAGUUCAAUUUUUAUAGAUAUUGAAUGAUUAUUAUCCUAGCAACCAUUGCCCUGAAUUAUUCCAAUUGACAGCGCCCUGAAAAUAAUCUUAUUCUCUAUGAUCCACGUGUAUCAAAUUCCGAGACCUCGUGAUCUGUCUCCUGACG
Messenger RNA from Fopius arisanus, 3283 nucleotides. Its product is annotated as lipase 1. Gene Ontology annotation, molecular function: hydrolase activity, acting on ester bonds. The coding region runs from base 1406 to 2674 and encodes 422 amino acids. The transcript is spliced from 9 exons. The record is from RefSeq and is a predicted model, not a curated record. Gene Ontology annotation, biological process: lipid metabolic process. NCBI's taxonomy places the organism in Eukaryota, Metazoa, Arthropoda, Insecta, Hymenoptera, Braconidae.